UUCCUGUUUGUGAACGGCUCUAUGUAUGUGUGAAGCGCAGACGUCUUUGAGCUCAGCAGAGAGCUACAGCCCAAUCCACCAGCAGCUGAUUUCACUCUUGUUUGACUGCAAUGCGCCGCCAUGCCCAGGAUGUGGGUUCGUCUGUUAAACUGUGAUGUGUGCGGUGAAUGAAUGGCAGAAGAACUGAGCUGGAGACGCUUUGCCUUGGACUCUUUGGACUCUUUAGACAAGUGCAGAGGGUAUGGAUGCCGGACAAUAAACUGCAGAAGCUGAGUGGUGAAGAUGCAGCACACCUCGUGUACAGAGGACAGGAUCCAGCAUGCUCUGGACAGGUGUCUGGACGGGCUGAGACAGAGCCCCACAGCGGCACACCACUGGAACGUGCUGAUGUGCUCAGCGGGUCAGUCAAUGAACCGUUGGAGCCUGGAGGAGUUGGUGAAGAGAGACCCCGAGAACUUCCUCAUCCUCUUACAGCAGAUCAUCACAAAGACCAAAGAGGUUCAGGAGCAGUGUCAGUAUGAGCUGGUGGCUCCUCUCGCUAUCAUGUUCUUCUCCACCCUGCUUCAGACACCGUACUGCUCUCCAGACACGGAGCUGCUGGAGGAAGCUGCGGAGGUGUUCCGCUGCUUCCUCACCUGGCCUGAGCCUUACUGCAGUGUGUGCAAAAACCUCCUCUCCACACUACAGCUGGAGAUCAAGGCCCCAGGGAUUUCCUUUCAGAGACUUGUGAGAGAAGAGCAAGGCCUUAACACCUCCAGCCACUGCUCCAAGACCAUGACUGUGCUGCUGAUGAAGCCGGGCGAGGUGCCGGCGGACUUUCUCUCAGUGGCUGAGCAGCUCAGUCGCAUUCAGCACUCACAGAAAGAGACCUAUAUCACCCUGAUCAAGCACGCCUUCCAGUCCACACUAGGCACCAAGUACCCUCUACAUAGUAUCCACACAGCCCUGCAGGGAAAAAGUGUGAAUGAACUGGGUGAGAUCUUCUCCACUGUAAGUGAUGUCUUAGAGGCGGCCGCUGCCAUAAGCGACCCUCUGAAGGGACGCAGUCAUGUGAUCCAGGGACUGGAGGGACUGAGGGAGAGGAUGAGAAUCCCGGCAUCCAAUGGAAGGAAGUCUGAUGGAAUGCUACAGACGCUACCACUGCCAACAGCCAAGUGUUACAUGUUUCACUGGGAAAAAGAUAACUUUGACGUGCUGAACACCCUUUUGGAGCAUGACCCUGACGAUCUCACCAUUAAUGGGCAGGCUGAGGAAGAGGAGGAGGUAGACAUUGAUGACGAUGAUGAUGAUGAGGAGGAGGAUGUGACAGGGAUGGAUGUCGAAGAAGGGGAGGAGGAAGAAGACAAAGAAGAGGAGGGGCAUGGAGUAGGAUCCCCUGCCAUGUCUAUCACACCUAACAGCUACAGCAUCAAGCACCGUGACUCCACCUUCUCAACCAUCUCCUCCUUGUCCACCGCCUCCAAAGACUCAAUGUUCUCCACCUUGUCUGUCACCUCGGAGUCCUACGCCUCGUCGCUCUUCUCUGUCACUUCUGGAGCCGACAGUGACUACUUUGAUGAUUCUGACGAAUAUAACUGCUCCUCUCCCGUUGCGGAAAAAUGUUCGCCAAAGUCUACCAAAGCUUCGGUUCGGCUCAGCCAGCACUUUUACAGGCUCUUCAUCAAACCCAAGAGCCCGCUGUACCGGGCGAAAAGCUUAGGGAACACAGAAUCAAAAGACCUUUUAGUGGUGCGAGAGAAGCGCUCCAACUCUCUACCCCAGCAAGUCAAGUUACGUAGUCCUGAGCCCCUACUCCAGCCACAAAGUCAAACUCUUAGACAUGUCUGCUUCAGAAGGAGGCCUAUUCUCAGCAGUGAUGAGGACAGUAAGAAUACUACACUGAGGGUGGUUGUGUUUGGUGCUGAUCAUGUAGCAGGGAAGGUGGCCCGAGCCUACAAUAGUCUGAGGAGGAAGGAGAGUGCGUGUCCACGUCUCAGCAGGGCCUUCAAGCUUCAGUUCUACUUUGUACCCGUGAAGAGGGACUCAGCUAGAGGAGUGGGGAGUCUGAGGUCCCCUUGUCCUGUGGUCCAAACUGGAAAAGGAGCAGCCCUGUCUAACGGUCUUCACCUCACGAGCACAGGGGACAGUACUAAUGACAUUGCCCAUCUCCUUGGUAUGUUGGACCCUUGGUACGAAAGAAACACCCUUAGCCUGCUCAAGUUGCCCGCCAACGUGGUCUGCCAGCAAACCUCAAAGACAGAGUCAGAGUCCUAUGAUAGUUCAUAUGAGCAGCGUCUUCCCAUCCUGGCCGACUUGGUCCUGUACUACUGCCGCUAUGCUGCCCGGCCGGCUUUGAUCCAGCUCUAUCAGGCUGAGUUGACGUUAGCUUGUGGGCAGAGGAGGACCGAGGUGUUCGUCCACUCCCUAGAGUUGGGUCACACCGCAGGAACACGAGCCAUCAAGGCCAUGGGUGCUGCCAGUAAACGGUUUGGUAUUGACGGCGACCGAGAAGCGGUGCCUCUGAUGUUGGAUGUGGUAUACAACAGGGUGGUCAUUAGUGGCAGAAGUCAGUGGAAAAGAGAAACAAAAGUCUGUACUUCAGUAAAUUUGACCAAAGCGUGCAAGAACCCUGAGGAACUAGACUCAAAGAUGGAGUGCCUGCAGCUAACAAUGACUGAGGUUCUGAAGAGACAGAAUGGCAAGAGCAAGAAGGGCUAUAACCAGCAGCUGAAUGUGACAGAGGUGAAGGUGGACAAAGUCCAGGUCAGCGGUGCUGAAAACACAACUUUUGCUGUGUGUCUGGACCAGGAUGAGAAGAAGAUACUACAGACUGUCACAAGGUGUGAAAUAUCAGUGUGCUAUAAACCUGACAGCUCCAGUGACUGGAGACUAAGAAAAUCUCGGACCUCAGCUCAAAUCCAGCCUCUCCACCCCACUUUCUGCUCCCUCCUCUGCCUGCCCAUAGUCACUUUCAGUGGGGCGCUUCCCUGAGGCUGCUGACCAUUGGUUUGGGAGGACUGAAAGGAAAGGACACUGAUUGCAGAGGAGAAGAGCACAGGAUGUACUGUAUUUAUCAUUUAUUCCUGGUGUCUUUAAGCCGUUGUGGUCAAGUUCACAUGGUGGUGGCCUCAAACGGCAAUGGGACACAACUGUUGGAAGCACGUGAACAGAUAGGGGUCAUCAGGAAACUGCAGACCUGGUUCGCCUCUUGAUACAAGCACAUACCAAAUAACCCAAGAAAGAAGUUUUCCUCUAUCAAGCAAUAAUUGACUAUUGGUAGGGAAACUGUUCAAGUUUCCUUCUUCAGGUUUCAGUUCCUUGUUUCGUUUUGGCAGAGAAGUGACCUUAACCACAGUAACAUCUUAUCAAACAGGGUGAAUCUACAGAGUCUCAGCUGGGACGACAUCCAAACUGGCAAGAGAAAUAUGUUGUAGUAAGCCUGGGUCGUACUGGGCGAUGGAAUGUAAAAAAGAGAUCAUCUUGGAGUCAAACUUUAAGAACUUUUCUCUGGAUCAACCUACAUGGACAUAGAGGGCUAUGGGACAUUUUGACACCUGCUGACAAGACUGUACUACUUAGAGUAGAGCUAUUAUUAGUGGCAAUUAUUGGACUAUGUGACUAUAUCUGAGAAUGGACACUAUGAAUUUAGACAACAUGUAAAUAUUGUGUCUUUAAAAUAUUGUAUUGCAUAGUAUAACAUGAAUGUCACACGAUAUUUGUUUAUGUCUGUUCUACAUGGGCUUUUAGUCGUAGCAUUUCUCCUAAGGAGUUACUUUGACACCACUGUUUUAACUGGAGUUAUAAGUAUGACCAGCAGGGGGCUCUGUUGACUUUUCACUUUACUUCAGCUGAAGUACAGCUUCAUCUAGAAUAGGUGACACUUGGAGUAAAGUCUAACUUUGUAAUAUCUGUAAAGUAGUUUAUGUAUAAAUAAUAUUUUAAUGAUAAUAUUCAUUUCAUCAAGAGCACAGAUGGAAAAUAUGAAUUUCAUAAUAUGGUGCUUAGAAAUAUAUUCAAAUGUACACUUUUCUCUGUAAAAAUAAUCAAUUUGCAUAUUGAAACUAUGACAUUUUUUUUAAUCUAACUGUUUUCAUGCUGUAAUGGGAUCAUGCCUUGAUUCACCUGACUGAGAGUGAAAUAGUAGCACUGCAAAGACAUUUCUUUUAUGGAUCAAGGCACUUGAACAUUAGAUUAAACAAAUUAGGUACUUUUAUGUUCAGAUUAAUGCCUGGCACCACUGCCCUCUACUCUUCUUACACAUCUUUUCUGAAAUGUUAUAAAUGCAAUACUAGUUUUUAUAAUUGUAUGUGCAUUAUCCAUGCAAUAGAAACAUUUCAAAUUCAGUGAUCAAUAAAAUAUGUCUUCAA
Molecule: messenger RNA, 4346 nt
Organism: Seriola dumerili (greater amberjack)
Lineage: Eukaryota; Metazoa; Chordata; Actinopteri; Carangiformes; Carangidae
Gene: pik3r5
Product: phosphoinositide-3-kinase regulatory subunit 5
Exons: 18
Coding region: 283-2970 (895 amino acids)
Biological process (GO): positive regulation of MAP kinase activity; G protein-coupled receptor signaling pathway
Cellular component (GO): phosphatidylinositol 3-kinase complex, class IB
Molecular function (GO): 1-phosphatidylinositol-3-kinase regulator activity
Source: RefSeq, a predicted model, not a curated record